CUGACCUAUCAAGAAAAUUUGGAAGCACAGUUGGUCGGUUCUCUUACGUGUGCUGUCAAUCGAAAGAAGCACAGAGGGAACAGUACAAAGAUUCCAAUCACAAGAGAUGAAUACGUUACGAUUGCAAAGACACCUGAAGAACUGCGGCAAGAAAUCAAAAUAAACUCGCACCUUACCAUUGUAGACUUAAAAAACCAUCUGCAAAAUAAAGGGUUUGAUAUCUCGAAGUAUUCACCCAAACGCAUUUAUUAUUGGAAGUUCAUGGCAGGUCGGGAAUUAUUUCAACGUGAUGAUAAUUAUGUUGAAUCUGCGUGCAAACUGCUUA
Molecule: messenger RNA, 325 nt
Organism: Ambispora gerdemannii
Lineage: Eukaryota; Fungi; Glomeromycota; Glomeromycetes; Archaeosporales; Ambisporaceae
Source: the annotation of a GenBank genome assembly